UCGUGCACACUUGCACAGUCGCGUAAAACUCGACCGCGAACCAUUACGACUGUGGAUUCCUUUGUGAGUGGAAGUUGAAAAGCGUGUUCUCUCGUCCCAAAGUCAGCGAUUGUUUUGUUUAACCAGAAGCAGUGAAGAAAAGUCUACCAGCAAAGGCAAGAAGAAAUGGCGCGUACCAAGCAGACCGCACGUAAGUCGACUGGAGGAAAGGCUCCACGCAAGCAGCUGGCCACCAAGGCCGCCCGUAAGAGCGCCCCGUCUACCGGAGGCGUGAAGAAGCCGCAUCGUUACCGUCCCGGUACCGUGGCGCUUCGUGAAAUUCGUCGGUACCAGAAGUCGACCGAACUUCUUAUCCGCAAGCUCCCCUUCCAGCGUCUGGUCCGUGAAAUUGCCCAGGACUUCAAAACUGAUCUCCGUUUCCAGUCGGCCGCUAUCGGUGCUUUGCAGGAGGCGAGCGAAGCUUACUUGGUUGGAUUGUUCGAAGACACAAACUUGUGCGCCAUUCACGCAAAACGCGUGACAAUCAUGCCGAAGGAUAUUCAGCUGGCGCGCCGCAUCCGAGGAGAACGUGCUUAAAAAGCUGCAUUAGUAGUAAUUAUCUUCUUUAUUAUUAUUUUAUAACCAUAACUAUCGUACAAGAAGAAGCAAGUUCUUCUAUGAAGUAAAACAAUGGACGCGUGUGUUGUAGUAACUUUGGAUUUCUGAUAGUAGGACUCAAUCAAACAUUAAUCGAAGUUCGUAAGAUAACUCUGCAUUUUCUUGUUUCGAAGAAAAGUACCCAAGCAUAAGAAGAACUGUAUGCGCUGGUUUAGUUUCUGGAUAAUUCAAGGUGCAAACUAGAGGAUUUAAAGCAUAAGCACGAUUCGUCCAUUUGCA
Anopheles coustani is the source of this 876-nucleotide messenger RNA. Its product is annotated as histone H3.3A. The transcript has 3 exons. Gene Ontology annotation, molecular function: structural constituent of chromatin; DNA binding; protein heterodimerization activity. Gene Ontology annotation, cellular component: nucleosome. NCBI's taxonomy places the organism in Eukaryota, Metazoa, Arthropoda, Insecta, Diptera, Culicidae. The record is from RefSeq and is a predicted model, not a curated record. Bases 166 to 576 code for a protein of 136 amino acids.